Molecule: messenger RNA, 468 nt
Organism: Saccostrea cuccullata (small rock oyster)
Lineage: Eukaryota; Metazoa; Mollusca; Bivalvia; Ostreida; Ostreidae
Exons: 4
Source: RefSeq, a predicted model, not a curated record
UUCUGGCUGUCAGAAGAGUUUUUACAAUUAUUAUUUUUUUAAUCUUCACUUAGAAUUUCCAUUAUGGAGCAAAAGGAAAACGAUGUGAAGAGAGGGGUUGAGACCUUAGACAGGAAUUCCAUCAUUGCAAGAAACCUUUGGGGAGGCUUAGAAGAAGCGGUGACCAUACCCCCACGUGAGGAGGGGGCUUUGCUUCCGAGGGCAGAAGCACCUAUUGAGUUAGGAAGAGGAGGGGCAACAGGAGAAAAGGCAGUUACACCACCGGGAGAAAAGGAAUCCGUACUCUCAAAAGAAGCAAACGAAGUCACGAGAAAAGACCAAAUAACACAAACACAAAGCCAACAGGAGCUAUCAGUGGAAGAACUGUUUCAGCAGGUCCGAGAAAGAGAAAUAAAAUUAUUAUUGAGAGCUGGGUUUCCAGACGCCAAUAGCAAUGGACAAAGCCAAAGCUAUGCCGCAGAAAAACAG